AUGGCGUCGGUGCAUGUAGUUGGCGAUCUCUUGGGUGCUUCUGGUCUCUCUGGACUUGACGAAGAAGAGUUCUCCGUCUCUCACGUGCUCGACAUGCUGUCGCUGCAUCCUUCGUCCGAGUUGAGCUACUUCUGCAAGUGGCGAGUCGUUGUCGAUGAUACUUCGAACUCAAGCAACGAAGUCUGGAAAGUUGUUCAAGGAGAGACACGAGGUCAGACGCAAGUGCAUGCUGCCUCGAGUGGCGGGAGUCUUGCCACGCCGGAUCUGUAUCGCCAGAACCGGAAGGAUAUUUCACUACCGAAGAUGAGCACUGUGUGGGCACAUCCGAUCGAGCUUCACCUCGCUACAACGAACUUGGAUGCGUGGAAUAGCUGGCCACGUCUUGAGUUCCAGGUAUCGUAG
This is a messenger RNA of Phytophthora infestans T30-4, 402 nucleotides long. RefSeq lists its product as uncharacterized. The record is from RefSeq and is a predicted model, not a curated record. The coding region runs from base 1 to 402 and encodes 133 amino acids. The transcript has a single exon. NCBI's taxonomy places the organism in Eukaryota, Oomycota, Peronosporomycetes, Peronosporales, Peronosporaceae.